GUUGAAACAAGGCGGAAAUUCAGAUUGUUUUGCUACUUAUUUGUUUCGGUGUUUCAUGUUUUACACACAUGUUCCCAACCUCAGGUUUCUUUCAGGAAUUGCUGUGCCCAGCCUUCAGUGAAGGGAACUGCGAUAGACCAUAUUGCCAUUUCAAUCACUUUGAUGGGCAAAAUGUUCCUGAGGAAAAUAUACUAUCCAUAACGAAACAGUGUAAGCCCUCUGUUGAUCCUGUAUAUAAACCGACCCCUAUCAGUGUUUUGGAAAAACGUACUGAAAAUUCACAAAACUACUUUGAUAUUGAGUAUAAUAAGAAUGCCACUUGUGUGCAAAAUGUUUAUGGAGAACCCAUUCCUGUUUAUCAACCAACUCCAAUAAGUGAAUUGGAAAAAUAUGCACCUAAUUCGUUGUCGGAUUAUGGAUUUUCUAAGGGAUUUAUACCACAAGAUCAACCAUCAUAUUCUCCUGUGGUCAAAAUAAAAACAAUACCUUCGCCUUCUCCAUUUUUAUAUCAGCCUUCUUCAGUUACAGAAUCAUCUGCCUCUUCGUAUGCUAAAGAAGUUAUUAACAUUAACGUAGACUCGGAUGAGGAUACUCCUCCGACUGUUGCCCAGGAUAAUCCUGGUGACUUACGAACUGUCUCUGUGGUUAAAGGUGUCCAAAAUUCACGAAAUGAUAAGCUGAAAACUCAUGGAUCACUUAUACAUAGUGAAAAAUCAAAGCGUAGAGUAAAGGUUUUCAAAAACAAAGAAAUAACCAUUCCUAAUGAACAAGAUAUCAUAAAGACUAGUGACGAAAAGUCUGUGGAUAGUGCAGACAAGGAUAAUGAUGACAGCAGUUGCACACUUUCUAAACGUCAAAAAAUCCUAUCACUUUAUCAAGACUUAUAUGGUGAUAUUGAUAACGAUAGCUCGGUAGACAAAAACAGUCUUUCUAAGAACGCUUCAAAGUCUGCUACGCUUAUUCCACCACACAUGAGUCCAGUUUUUACAAAGCCUGAUACGACAAGUACAGAUAAGAAGAGCGAUAAUGUUAUUGCUUCAGGAAAUGUACAACAUGAAUAUGUUGCAAGACCUUGUAUUCCACUACGCAAGAGUGAUAAGAUUCCUAUGCCAAUUAGAACUCGCUAUUUGGAUCAAUUUAUUGAAGAGUGCCUUUUAAUAUAUGACCAUCCCUCUGAUGCAUACAAGCGUGCUCUUGAAGAUGAACAAGCUUGUCAUGACAAAGCAGGUAGUCGAAUGGCAUAUUUAAAUGCUGUAAUCCAACGGCUAAAAUGUUUGAAAGCAGAAAAAAAGUCCAUACAAUUAGGUGAGAAAUCGAAAAUUUCAUCCAGUCUGACGGUAGUUACACGUCCUGCAAUCACUAGCUCACAUUUAUCUGCUUAUGAUUCAAAUAUUAAUAAUAAUAAUAAUACUAAAAAAGAUGAUGCUGAGGAAAAACUUGACCGUUUAGUUAAAGGACCUCUUCUGUAUAGUCAAUUAACAUCUUAUUUAUUAUCGGAGGAAGAUUUGUUAGCAAAUGGUUAUCCUCUCGAAUUAGUUGAAAAUGACACAAUUAUUCGUGGGAAGGCUGCUCUGUGUUUACCAGAAAAUAAGCAUCAGUUAUAUGGUAAUUGUCAAUCUAACGAACGAGUAUGUUGUCGUUGUGGUACACGAUUUCUUGUUGAUGAAUAUGGAUACUCUCUAACUCAGGGCGAAUGCAUUUACCAUUGGGGAAAAGCUGUGAAACAACGAAGUUUUGGUCAAGGAUUUGAUUUACGAUAUUUAUGUUGUAAUGGUGAUAUUGGCCAACCAGGCUGUCAAAUCUGUCCUAAAGGUCAUGUACACGAUGCUAAUAAAUGGUUAGAUAAUGAAGGUUUUGUAAUUACAUUGCCACCACUUCCAAAAUCACAAGAAUAUGAUGAAGAUAAUGACAAUAAUUCAGGUUGUAAUGUGUACGCUCUUGAUUGUGAAAUGGUCUAUACAACUGGUGGUUGUGAACUAGCUAGAAUUACUAUUAUCAAUUCAAAACUUGAAGUUAUUCUCGAUGAAUUUGUUUGUCCAGACAAUCCAAUUAUUGAUUGUAAUUCACGUUUUUCUGGUUUAAAAUUAGAAGAUAUAGAACAGGCAAAAUAUCAUAUUACUGAUAUUCAAGCAAAAUUAUUGCAUUUAUUCGAUUCGGAUACAAUAUUAAUUGGUCAUAGUUUAGAAAGUGAUUUAACUGCUCUUAAAUUGAUACAUAAGAAAAUUGUCGAUACUUCUAUUGUAUUUCCGCAUCGUUUAGGUUUACCAAAGAAACGAGCUUUAAGGAAUUUAGUUAGUGAAAUACUUCAACAAAUUAUACAACAAGAUGAGAAUGGUCACAACAGUAUGGAGGAUGCUAUUGCCUGCAUGCAACUUGUUCAAUACAAAGUCAAAGAAGAUUUACGUCGUGGAAAGUGGAAUUUUUCUUAAUAAAAUUUAUCUGUGAUUUUCAGUCCAAUAUAAACAUGUUUUGUUUCAUCCGAUUUCUUAUUACAUUUCAAAAGAUUUAUGCAUUAACUUUUCUAUAAGAAACACUUACUAAUUACAUUUGUUAUUGUAAAUAUUCUCUAUGAUAAGCCUGUAGUUAGGUAAAUAUAAAUACUGAUUUCAUACUU
Molecule: messenger RNA, 2614 nt
Organism: Schistosoma spindalis
Lineage: Eukaryota; Metazoa; Platyhelminthes; Trematoda; Strigeidida; Schistosomatidae
Source: the annotation of a GenBank genome assembly